This is a messenger RNA of Cryptococcus wingfieldii CBS 7118, 3741 nucleotides long. RefSeq lists its product as hypothetical. The transcript has 11 exons. Gene Ontology annotation, molecular function: telomerase inhibitor activity; G-rich strand telomeric DNA binding. NCBI's taxonomy places the organism in Eukaryota, Fungi, Basidiomycota, Tremellomycetes, Tremellales, Cryptococcaceae. The record is from RefSeq and is a predicted model, not a curated record. Gene Ontology annotation, biological process: regulation of telomere maintenance via telomerase; telomere capping. The coding region runs from base 1 to 3741 and encodes 1246 amino acids. Gene Ontology annotation, cellular component: nuclear telomere cap complex.
AUGGCUGGCACACGUACUGUCCCUGACGACCUCAAAGUAGGUGCUCUCCUCCCGCGAGGACGAAGCAUCACCGGCAAAGUCACCACCUUUCAGUACCAUGACACCCCCAACAAACCCUCCUGCCUCCUCUUCACGGUCGAAACUCGAUCAAGUCAUCCUCCAAAUCCAAAUGGAAAUGGUCAUCCGAACAAGGCCCACGUAAUCAAACACGUCAUCCAACUCUACCCCUCCAAGUGGCAUCCCUACGGCGAGGCACCGCAGUCGAAGCGCGAGUGUAGUUCUGUCAAGAAACUGCUGUCCAAUGGUUACGACGAGCUCAAGGCGAUCGGAGGGGAGAAGGAAGCGACGGUUUUCAUGGUCGGAAGUCUCCAAGUCCGAAGCGUGCUGCAAACGCCCCGCGAAGGGGCUUCAGGGACGGAAUGGGCCGUGCUUUUGAGAGGGAUAGGGAGGAUGCAGAUAGUUAAACCUGGGAACAGGAAUGGGUAUAUCUUCAAGGACGAUCCGACACUACCUAUGGAGAGGUUCAACGCCACGGAAGCCCUUCACGUACCAUCUCGCUCACCUGCUAUUUCCGCCAAUGCUUCUGCUCUUCAAAUCACCUCGAACCCUACCGUCUCAACAGCCAAUGCGUCUCAAGCUUUGCCGACGAAGCGCGUCAGUGAAUGGGGCAUUCCAUCAGUAAAGAAAGUUAGAACAGAGCAGGACGGGCCGGCUGUCAGUGGGCCUUCGAGGUUGGGCAGCACCUCGACGUUACCGAACCCCCCGCCAAAUGUCAACACAAGGCCGGCCGGGGCACCUUUUCCUCCUGUCACCUACUCGGUCUCAAUGAGACCUGAAGGAUCAACGGCCGCUGCCGCUUCACCAUUGUUCGAGCUCCAUCCCGCCGAAGCCGAGAUCUCUGAGCGUCUACAAAAGGCUGGACUACCGGGACUACGAGAGCCGAUUCCUCAAUAUACCAAUCUCCAAAACCUGGUCAACGGCAGAAUGGUCAACAUCAUCGCAUACAUCCAUGAUUGCAACGUCGCCAAACCGGGCACGUCGUGGGAUUCCAACUUCACCAUACAUCUACUCGACGCCACUUCCAAACCCCAUCCCGACGACCCCACCGAGCGCUCAUUCACAAGCUGUACCCUCUUCCGGCCAAAAGUCUCCCAAUUUGACAUGUUCCAACGCGGCACCGUCCUCCUCUUGCGCAACGCUAUCGUCCAGCUCCAGCCCGACACAAGAGAUAUCUUCAAGCUCAAGGCAGCGUCCGGGGACGGGAAUGGAAAGGGUGCGGUGGUGUAUAAGGGCGAGGAUGAGUUUGUUUUUGAGGACAAGAAGCUUUUGGCACACGUCUCGGAGAUGGAGAAGGAAAGGAUGAAGGCGAUGUUCGAGUGGGGCAAGCGGUGCUUGACGCCACCCUCACAAAAGCCUGUGAUGGGCCAGGCUAUACAGCUCAAGCCGGAUUUUGCUACUGGCCCUACCACCAACGGUCCAUCCGCCUACAAAUCAAAGAAGAUGAGACCACUAUGCGAUAUCAAACCUGGCGAGUAUGCCGAUGCUACUGUCAAGAUCCUGCGCAAAGAAAUAGACUUCAAAACGACCGUCGAAUACUACUGCACCGACGGCACCGAAGCUCAACACGGCGGCUUUAAUCGCAACUAUCGCGGCCUCUUGUUCAACCUCCCCCACAACGCAGUCUACGUCAUCAACGUCCCAAACGCCAGCGAAGUGGGCGGAUUCGAGCACAUGGAAGACGGAAAUGUCGUGACGCUGGAGAAUGUGCAUGCGACGCGGCAUAGGAAGGAUGGGAGUAUUGUGUAUACUUGGGAGUGGAAAGAGGCGGGGGCAGAGGAUGAUCCGUUGAGGGCGAAGGUGGCUAAAUUGGAGAGAGGGGAGGUGGCGCGGGCGGUGGAGAGGAGAAUCGUAGCUCUGGGAGGUCAUGUGGUGGUGAAAGAGGAACCUAUCAGCACGAUCGAAAACACAGGCGCGGGUUCGACAGGCUCUGUUGAGGGAGAAGACUCUGGAACUAGUGACAGCUCUUCCUCGCGCGUUGCUGCUGCCUCUGCCCCUAUCCCUGUUUUGUCCGAGUAUCGACGCAAGAGGAUGAAGCCUCUCAGGGAUGCCGAUGUCCGGGAUUACAUCGAUGCCACAGUCGAGAUUCUCCACAUCGACCCCAUUUCCAAAGAGCUGUACGUAUCAGACGGUACUGUUGCCGACCGACCCUCCGGUGUUCCCAACCGUAAUUACAGCAACGCCACAUUUGGUCUACCACAUAACGCUGUCUAUGUUUUCGACAUUCCCGAUAGUCAUAGGGCUAUUUGGGGAGCUAGCAACUUACGGAUAGGCAACGUAGUUGGUCUGCCGAAUGUGAAUUGCCGAUUGCACCCAAGUGAUGCUUCGUUUGCGUUCUCGUGGGAGUGGAGAGAACAGGCAGUGCGGGGAAGGACCAUCGAAGCGAAGAGUGUGGAGCUGGUAACAGGGAACCGGGCGAAGAUCGUCAAAGACCGAAUUGCAGCGCUGAGGGAGCAGCACAAGCUGGCUCUUGGGGACGGAGCUCAGGGCGAUGAUGAACCGUUUUACAGAGGUGGUUCUAAACGCAAACGCAGACCGUUGCGAGAGAUCGAGGUGGGAGAUUACGUCGAUGCCACAGUCCAGAUCCUUGACAUCGACCAAGGCACAUUCGGGGAAGCUGUCCAGCUAUACGUCUCUGACGGCACCGAGGCCGACCGCGCCGAAAUCAGCCGCAACUACUUUGGCAAGACUUUUGGUCUUCCUCAUAAUGCUGUCUAUGUCAUCGAUGUCCACGAUCUGCAGGACGUUCAGGGAUCUGGACUUAUCAAGGCUGGAAGUGUAGUGACGUUGCCCAACGUGCAUUGCAAAGAUGGGUAUCGUUACUCUUGGGAGUGGAAAGCACAAGAAGUGCGAGGGGAGACUUACAGGGCGAAAAGCGUGAUGGGAGUAAUGGAACAUGAGGCGAGAAAUGUCCUACAAAGGAUCGCCUCGCUAAAAACUGGUAACCAGUAUCCUCCAGCCCAGAACUCCGCUCAAAACACUGCCGACCUUUCUCGAACGUCGAUACAUCAACCGUCAAACGCUGUAGCUGCUGCUACUCGAUAUAACGAUUCGAGUACCCACAUUCUCCCCCGAGACUGUUCUCCCGCCUUCCACACCCUCUUCCGCCACCCUUCCGAAUACCCCAUUUCCUCUCUUCGCCGCAUCGCGUCCACAAACAGCAAAAUUAACGAGACGCCGCCACGACGGACAAUAGCGUGGGCGGGCAAGAUAUAUGACCAAAAUGAAGAAGGCGGGAGUGUAUGUGUCUGGGCGUGGUGUAAGAGCUGCAAGCGGUGGAUUAAAAAUGCGGAAAGUGUUCUGAGGGAACAAGAGAAGACAGUGAAGGCUGUGGGAUGUAGAGAGUGUGGGGAAGGGGCGGUAGAGUGGAAGUAUAGGUUCUGGGUGACAUUGUGUGAAGGAGAUACUGAGCUGACUGUCUUUUGUGGGCACGAAGCUGAAUCGUAUCUGCCUUUCCUGCCCCCUUAUAAUCUCAGUACAAACCCCAAUGAUACUCGCCGUACCCUGUGUCGCUUUACCGAAAUAGACGCCGAAGUCAGAGACCUCAUCAUGGGGGUACCGAAGUUGGGUUCCGGCAAGCAGCAACGGGAUAGACCAUGGAUAGAUUGGACGGUGGAACCGUUUCGAGAGAGAAACGGAAGGGUGUCGGCGUGGGCGGUGUUUGGGAUGACCAGAGGGUGUUGA